Messenger RNA from Ahaetulla prasina, 3857 nucleotides. RefSeq names its product WD repeat domain 44 (gene WDR44). The transcript has 20 exons. The record is from RefSeq and is a predicted model, not a curated record. Lineage: Eukaryota; Metazoa; Chordata; Lepidosauria; Squamata; Colubridae. Gene Ontology annotation, molecular function: protein binding. Bases 75 to 2834 code for a protein of 919 amino acids.
CCUCCUCCCGGGGCUCUCGCGAGACUUCCGCGCGGCCCUGCCCGCUCCGCCGCUGCUCCCCCGACGGCGCCGCCAUGGCGUCCGACUCGGAUACCGAGGAGCUCUUCUACGACGCCUCCGAGGACGUCGCCCAGCACGGCGGGAGCCCCUCGGCGUCACCAACGAAAGUCACGGGGACGUCAGCACUGAAGGAGCCGGAUGGAGGUUCUCUGGUGGACGAGCAUGAAGGAGGGAAAAACCUGGACAUCAAGCAAGAUGACCCCAAAAAGAUCAUUGACAACAUCAUAGAAGAAAGCCAGAAAGCCAAUCAGCUUGAGGAUGACCCUUUGGCCCCUCCCAAAAAGGAACUGACCAACCCCUCAUCUCAAUCAAACCCUUGGAUCUCGGAAGCAGAUCUCCUCCACCACAUUCCUGAACUCUUCAUCGCGGAAGCCACAACGCAAGGGCCCCAUGAAGCCCCUGAGGGUCUGGCUAAUGGGGUGGCGUCCCAGGAGGCCUCGCCACCUUCCAGCAACGAGGGGGCAGAUCACUCCAGAGGGGAAGACGCCACCAUCUCCGCAGGAAGCCCAAGCGAGAGCCGAGAGCGGAAAGCAGAUGGAGGAGACCCGACGGAGGAGGAGGAAGGCUGCCAGACCGCCGGCCUGAGGCAGCCAGAUGACUUCGACCAGGCACCGUCCUCGGAUCCCCCACUCCCCCAAGGGUCCUCGGCCACCGAUGAGCCGCCUCCAGCCAAACCCCCACGACAGCUGACCAUGGAGCCAGAUAUCGUGGCCAGCACAAAGAAGUCCGGCCCGGCCCGGCCCCCGCCUCCUGUGGCACUCCCACCCCCUAGGCCGCCCCCCCCUGCCCGCCCGGCCCCCCCACCGAGGAAGAAAAAGAGCGACUCGGAAAUCGAGACCAGCAAGAUUCCCGGCCUGGAAGUUCCUCGGGAGCCUUUUUCCCUGGGUGGCCUCCUGACCCCCAACGCCUCCCUGGACUCCAUGGCCAAAGACUCUCAGCCUUCCCUGGACUUGGCGAGCGCCACCAGCGGUGACAAAGUGGUCACUGCUCAGGAGAACGGGAAAUCGGCGGACGGCCAAGUGGUGUUAAGUGAAGUGAUCGGGCCCCAGAGACCCAGAUCGAACUCGGGCCGAGAACUCACAGACGAGGAGAUCCUGGCCAGCGUCAUGAUCAAGAACCUGGACACGGGCGAGGAGAUCCCCCUGAGCUUGGCGGAGGAAAAGCUGCCCACGGGCAUCAAUCCCCUGACGUUGCAUAUCAUGCGGCGGACGAAGGAAUAUGUCAGUAACGACGGGGCCCAGUCGGACGAUGAAGACAAAAUGCAGCUGCAGCAGAGCGAUACUGACGGGGGCCGCUUGAAACAGAAAACGACGCAGCUGAAAAAAUUCUUGGGCAAAUCGGUCAAGAGGGCUCGGCAUCUGGCUGAAGAGUAUGGAGAACGGGCCGUCAACAAAGUGAAGAGCGUCCGAGACGAAGUCUUCCAUACGGAUCAAGACGACCCGUCAUCCAGUGAUGACGAGGGCAUGCCAUACACGCGGCCGGUGAAAUUCAAAGCCGCCCACGGCUUCAAGGGGCCGUAUGACUUCGAGCAAGUGAAAGUCGUGCAGGAUCUCAGCGGGGAGCACAUGGGGGCCGUCUGGACCAUGAAGUUUUCGCACUGCGGCCGGCUGCUGGCCUCUGCGGGCCAGGACAACCUCGUGCGGAUCUGGGUGCUGAAGACAGCUUUUGAUUAUUUCAACAACAUGAGGAUGAAGUACAACUCGGAAGGCCGGGUCUCCCCCUCCCCGUCUCAAGAGAGUUUGAACUCGGCCAAGUCGGAUAACGAUACGGGGGUGUGCAGCGGGACUGACGAAGACCCCGAUGACAAGAGCACACCGUUUCGGCAGCGGCCGUUCUGCAAAUACAAAGGACACACGGCCGAUCUCCUGGACUUGUCCUGGUCUAAAAAUUACUUCCUGCUCUCCUCGUCCAUGGAUAAGACGGUCCGGCUCUGGCACAUAUCCCGGCGGGAAUGCCUCUGCUGUUUCCAGCACAUCGACUUUGUCACUGCAAUCGCCUUCCAUCCCAGGGAUGACAGGUACUUCUUAAGCGGAUCGCUGGACGGCAAGCUUCGGCUCUGGAACAUUCCGGACAAAAAAGUGGCCCUUUGGAACGAGGUGGAUGGACAGACUAAGCUGAUUACCGCAGCAAACUUUUGCCAGAAUGGCAAAUAUGCCGUGAUUGGCACCUAUGACGGCCGGUGUAUCUUCUACGACACGGAGCACCUCAAGUAUCAUACUCAGAUCCACGUGCGAUCGACCAGAGGACGGAAUCGAGUGGGGAGGAAGAUAACGGGGAUCGAGCCCCUGCCGGGUGAAAACAAGAUCCUGGUAACCUCUAACGAUUCACGCAUCAGGCUCUACGAUCUGCGGGACCUGUCCCUGUCGAUGAAGUACAAGGGCUACGUCAACAGCAGCAGCCAGAUCAAAGCCAGCUUCAGCCAUGACUUCACCUACAUCGUCAGCGGCUCGGAAGACAAGUACGUCUACAUCUGGAGCACCUACCACGACUUGAGCAAAUUCUCCUCCGUCAGGAGAGAUCGCAACGACUUCUGGGAGGGGGUCAAAGCACACAACGCUGUGGUCACCUCCGCCAUUUUCGCCCCGAACCCCAGCCUGAUGAUCUCCUCUGAAACAGCUGAGAAGCCCCCAGGAGACACCCAAAGCGAAGAUUCAGAAGCUGCAGACCCCAUUCCUUCUGGAGCCUUGAAGGCAGACCAGACCGAAGUGCUUCUCUCGGCCGAUUUCACCGGAGCCAUCAAAGUCUUUAUCAACAAAAAGAAAAACCUCUCUUGAAGAAUCGCCAGUAACUCCAUAGCCUGGCGAUCAUGGUACCUGGGUGUGAAUCUUGUGCUUGGUGACGCAGCGUAUAAUCUGGCGCUGGAGGCUGGCUUAUCGUUAAAUUCCUUCGUUUAAGGCUGCUACACUUUGAGCUCCUAAAAAAGCAGUGUCUCUCUCUCCCCCCUUAAAGCCCCCCCCCCUGCUUUUUAGACUAGAAAGGGAAGAGCAGCCAGCAGCCUCGCUCAAAACAAGAAAAACGAGGCGAAUAAUAAUUCUGCUGCUGCGUAAUGCCCCGGGUGCAGAAUAACCCUGCACGAAAACUACAGUGAGAUCCACACGCAGAGAUAUUCCUUUCAGGGGUCACCCAGGAACAGUUUUGCGCAGGUGAAAAUGUAGUUGAUUCAGUGGCAACCAAUUCUUUGCAAUUGCACAAAGUCGAUGCCCCCUCUGCCCCAGAAUCCCGUCCCCUGCAAAAGUGGAUCUAUUAUUUAAUUUCCCGUAACCGAGCUGCAUUUCUGGCCAGACCUUUUAAGUUCCAUGAGAUCAAUCCUCCUUUCGAAUCCUAACCCCGCAGAUGGAUUAGCGGCAAUCUCGUUUCGGUGUUUUAUAACGUGGACUUCUGUGGUCUUCUCACUGUUGUGCACUCGAUUCUGUUCUGUUCCCUUUUUUUUGCACACUGGAGCACAAUAUUUCUACAAAAAGAGUUUCUCAUUCCUUAAUCCCAGGCACAGGGAUACUACGCUCACUUUAAAGCAACUUAAGCUGCAUUAGGAACAAUUCUUAUAUUUUACAAAUGAUGUAAAAUAAAACUGUUUACAUAUUUUUAAAAAUAUUGUAGUUUUAAGUUUUUUUGUUUUUGUUUUGGUUAUCCUUGUUUAGAGUUAAAACUGAAUUUAAAAGGCUUUGUAAAUAUUUGUAAAACAAUAACCAAUGACGCAACCCUUUCGCAGGGGUGAAACCUGCAAGAAAGGUUGUCGAGGGUGGCAGCUGCUUAAGAAAACAAAGGAUGUGUUAUUAAAAAUGGGUCACACUGAGAAA